CGGUAGCCAGCCAGCUACUACAGUAACUAGUUAGCUAGCGUUAGUUGACUUGCUAAGUUAGUUAACUAACUAUCAUUUAAACCUGAAGUUAGCUAGCUAGUUUACUAGGCUUAGGUACGGCAAACCAUUACAAAUUGAAAUGUAUUCGACACUAUCGUGGCUGUCAACACAUCACUAGCUUGCUCGGUUUCCCUUUCCCAUCUAACCUUGUUAACGUCACACACAAGUUGUUAAGGGAAUGGACUGUCAUCAAAUUGGCGAUGGACGAGGCCCUGUAACCAAUUUAGCGUGUUAAAAAUCUACCACCAUAAUGUACAAGUCAAAUUAUUUGAUUGGUUUCUAAAGCAGAUAAUGGACAACCUUGCUGGAUCAGUUCUGACCUCUGCGAGUUAGCUACAGUAUGUUGACAAGCUGUAUUUGGCGUAGCCUGGAGAUCCGACGUUAGAUUCAACGCCGGGCAUCAUUGAGUGCGGAUUAGGAAAGUUUCCUCUCACGACCUUUUACAAGACAGAAUGUUGAAUCAAAUGAUAUUUGAACUUACUUUACCUGUUUUUGCAGGUAGGAAUGAGAUGCACAAUGUCCACAGAAAAGUAUAAUUACAAACUUUUCAAAGUGCUGGGAGUGCUGUUCAGAUUUCUAUCACCUGAAGCAGGGGUCCCCAACCGAGGGGGCACAAUGUUUCGUUGGGUGGCAAGGGACCUUGUUUGUUUUGAGGGGUACAUUUUAGAUUUUUAUAAUUCGCGAUUGUUUAUACCGAUCAUGCUUUAGGCUAGAAACAAGCAGUGAAAUGCCAGAGGAAGACAUGACGCGGAUGCACAUGGGAAUAUCAUUGGUUUGUCUCUGUCAUUCAGAAGCUGACCUACAAAAGGACCAACCGCACAGACAACUGGUAAAGUGUGAGCUGCGACGCGUGUUUGAAAGGGAACUUCCGGGGGCGGCGGUACAAGUGUUUAAUUUGCUACGACUACGACCUGUGUGCGUCGUGCUACGAGGGCGGAGCCACCACCACAAUACACACGGCAGAGCACGCCAUGCAGUGCAUGCUAACCAGGGUCGACUUCGACCUGUAUUAUGGGGGAGAGGCCUUCUCGGUGGAGCAGCCCCAGGCUUUCACCUGUCCCUCCUGUGGCAGGAUGGGCUAUACGGAGACGUCUCUCCAGGAGCACGUGACUGCAGAGCACACAGAGACCUCCUCAGAGGUGAUCUGUCCAAUAUGUGCUGCGCUGCCUGGCGGAGACCCUAAUCACGUGACGGACGACUUUGCUGCUCAUCUUACACUAGAACACAGAGCACCCAGAGACUUGGAUGAGUCCAGCGGGGUGCGGCACGUUCGUCGGAUGUUCCACCCGGGUCGGGGUCUGGGGGGGCAGAGGGCCCGGCGCUCCAACAUGCACUUCACCUCCUCAACCUCCGGGGGGGGCUCUACACAGAGCUCCAACCACAACAGGGAGGCCAUGGAUCCUAUAGCAGAGCUGCUGUCCCAGUUGUCAGGGGUGCGUAGGUCGGCGGGCGGCCAGCUGAGUUCGGGUCCUUCAGCCUCCCGGCUACAGCAGCUCCAGCUCCAGCUGGAUCGGCAGCAGACCCAGGCUGCCAGACAGCAGUUGGAGACGUCCCGGAGCACCUCGCAACGCGGCAGCCGCACCUCCACCCACGCAGGGCUGAACGCCAACCCCAACCCUGGGCAUCACAACGCCAACCCUGGCUCCAACUCCUUCAACAACCCUAGUCCCAACCCGGUGCAGCACGUGUCCAACACACACACACAGAACAGCAACUCCCAGUUCCUUCUCAACAGACUGAGCGAGGAGAGGUUGUCGGAGGCGGAGCUCCAGCUGAGAGAGGGCCAGUGGGCGGACCGCUCUCUCUUCGUCACGGAGCUCCUCCUCUCCACCCUGAUAGCCAAUUCCGACAACAGCGAAGACGACGAUCUCCAUGACUGCCACGACGCCGUGACGCGAGGCUCGGACGCCUUCGCUGCCUUUGGAGACAUGGGCUGCGUGGAGGUCAUGACCUUAGACGUGGCGCUGGAAAACCUCAACCUCCGAGAACAGAAGAAUGCGCAGCAGCCCCUGGCUUUACCGCCACUUUGACCAAACCACCCAACGGAGAAGAAAAUACUUUAGGUCUCUUCGGCUUUGGUUCAUGUUUUAUGUUUCGGAGUGGGUGAUUGUCAUCUCAUCUGUCACCCCCCCUCGUUCUAUUACGUUGUGUACUUGACAGGACCCGGAGGAGAGAAUAUGAACGUGAGAGAGCGAGUGUCGUGAGCAAGAGCAAUUGAACAAUAUAAUAAAUGUUUAUGAAAGAAAGCCGAUAAUCAACUCCACAUGAAGCCGUGUUUGACAGCUUGCCCCCAGCAGGUGAACGUAGGUAGUGGAUUGAUAAUUUAUUUUCAGAAAGGAGUCCUCAGACACACAGGAGGAGGAGGACAGACGGAUGAUCUCAGUUGCAUACUCCUCUCUCCUGGUCUCCUCAAAACCCAUUGGAUAAGAAGGCCAGAGGUCCCUCCCCUCGGCACAUCCUCCAAUGGGUUUAGAGAUGGAGAGAGGAUGUGAGGAGGAUGCAACUGAGGUCUUCUCAGACUCCUCUAUGCCGCUGUGUUUCUGGAUAAAUAAUAAAACCUGAUUGGAUGGUUUGCCACAACCAAACGUUGGUACGUCCAGAUUCUUCACCACACAAUGUGCCCCCCUUUUCUCGACUCCAGUCACUGUUCCAUAUUAAACUGCUAUCUAAAUGGGGAGUUGGGUACCAUCAUAGAGAUUAAACUUGUCUGUGAUCCUGUAGGAUGGCAUAUAUGUUCGGUCUAUGGGUAUCUUCCUAACCUGCUCUAUCAAUAUAGGGGGCGUUCAAUUCUACACAAAUGAUUCUCUCCUCAAGACUGUUGAUUGGAUGGUUUUAAUUCCUCCCCCCCUACCCCGUAUGACAUCACUUAAUGGGGCCAUGUGACCUUGCUUUUUAUGCCAACUGAACUGUGGAUCCUUUUUGAAUUGCAUAUCCAGUGAAGCUUUAUACAGUAUGCAUAACGCUACAUAUGAGGCGAUAGAAGAUUCACAUACAAGACCGGUGGAAGGCGUGUUAUAGAAUCAGUUUUUCCUUUUCGAUCACAAUGACUGAUUAUAUGGGGGGAGUAGCAGACAGCGCAGCACUUCUUUAUGACUUUGAAGACCUGAUGCCGUUCUCUCCUGCCAGUUUACAUAGUUUUUCCCUGACUGACGGUAUUCCUCUCCAUUGCAAAGAUGUUGAUCCACCACAGUGUGACUGGAGAGAAUCCUGUAUGCUCUCUCUCUCUCUCUCCAUUGGUUGGUUUCUCUGCGUGAGAAGACCUUUGUAUGCUUCCAAUGCUACCUUAACAAAUGCAAUGUAUGAUGACAUGUUUUUUUUGGGGCAUUUGGAAAAGGCUAAAAGACAGGGUAAACUGUUCAACUUGGGGGACAAUAAAAUAGUUUUGGAUGUAAAAUGAACUACACCAA
Messenger RNA from Coregonus clupeaformis (lake whitefish), 3467 nucleotides. RefSeq names its product E3 ubiquitin-protein ligase KCMF1. Gene Ontology annotation, biological process: synaptic signaling. Gene Ontology annotation, molecular function: zinc ion binding. Bases 1032 to 2090 code for a protein of 352 amino acids. The transcript is spliced from 8 exons. NCBI's taxonomy places the organism in Eukaryota, Metazoa, Chordata, Actinopteri, Salmoniformes, Salmonidae. Gene Ontology annotation, cellular component: plasma membrane. The record is from RefSeq and is a predicted model, not a curated record.